Cucurbita maxima (winter squash) is the source of this 3345-nucleotide messenger RNA. RefSeq names its product phytochrome A-like. The record is from RefSeq and is a predicted model, not a curated record. Lineage: Eukaryota; Viridiplantae; Streptophyta; Magnoliopsida; Cucurbitales; Cucurbitaceae. The coding region runs from base 1 to 3345 and encodes 1114 amino acids. Gene Ontology annotation, molecular function: photoreceptor activity; protein homodimerization activity. Gene Ontology annotation, biological process: red, far-red light phototransduction; detection of visible light; protein-tetrapyrrole linkage. Gene Ontology annotation, cellular component: nucleus. The transcript has 4 exons.
AUGUCGUCGAGUAGACCCAGCCGGUCCACAAACACAGGAGGAUCCUCCUCCUCACAAUCAAGACACACUUCAAGAAUUCUCGCUCAAACCUCCAUAGACGCAAAGCUCCACUCCCACUUCCAACACUCCAAUUCUUCAUUCGACUACUCUACUUCAAUCCAUCUCACAGCCAACCCACCAUCAACCACCACCACCGCCACCACCACCGCAUACCUCCACCACAUCCAACGCUCCAACCUCAUCCAACCCUUCGGCUGCCUCAUAGCCCUCCACCCAACCACCCACAAACUCAUCGCCUUCAGCCAAAACGCCCCUGAAUUCCUCACCACAGUCUCCCACACCGUCCCCACCAUCUCCGACCGCCCCGUCCUCGCCUUCGGCACCACCCUCCAUUCCAUCUUCACCCCUCCCACCGCCACAGCCCUCCUCAAAGCUCUAGCCUUUCCCGACGUCACUCUCCUCAACCCCAUUCUCGCCCACUCCAAAUCCUCACAAAAGCCCUUUUACGCCAUUCUCCACCGUGUUACCGGCAGCCUCAUCAUCGACUUCGAACCCGUCAACCCCGACGAAGUCCCCGUCACCGCAGCCGGUGCUCUCCAAUCAUAUAAACUCGCAGCCAAAGCCAUCACUCGCCUCCAAGCUCUCCCUAGUGGGAGCAUGGCCAGGCUUUGUGACACCAUGGUUCAAGAAGUGUUUGAACUCACAGGAUAUGACCGAGUCAUGGCAUAUAAAUUCCAUGAUGAUGAUCAUGGGGAGGUGUUCUCUGAGGUUACAAAGCCUGGACUUGACCCAUAUCUUGGAUUGCAUUAUCCAGCCACUGACAUCCCUCAAGCUGCAAGAUUUUUAUUCAUGAAGAACAAGGUUAGAAUGAUUGUGGACUGCAAAGCCAAGCAUGUCAAGGUGAUUCAAGACCCAAAUCUUGAGUUUGACUUGACAUUAUGUGGGUCAACUUUGAGAGCUCCUCAUAGUUGCCAUUUACAAUACAUGGAGAAUAUGGAUUCAAUUGCAUCUUUAGUUAUGGCAAUUGUGGUGAAUGAGGAAGAACAUGAAGAACAAUUUGAUCAUAAAAACAAGAGAAAAAGAUUAUGGGGUUUGGUGGUUUGUCAUAACACAACUCCAAGAUUUGUUCCAUUUCCUCUUAGAUAUGCAUGUGAGUUUCUAGCUCAAGUGUUUGCCAUUCAUGUCAACAAAGAAUUGGAAUUGGAGAAUCAAAUUUUGGAGAAGAAUAUCUUAAGAACUCAAACGCUUUUGUGUGAUAUGUUGAUGCGUGAUGCACCAUUAGGGAUUGUGUCAAGGAGCCCUAAUAUAAUGGAUCUUGUGAAGUCAGAUGGGGCUGCAUUGUUGUACAAUGAUAAGGUAUGGAGAUUAGGGAUGACUCCUAAUGAUUUUGAGCUUCAUGAUAUUGCUUCAUGGAUUUUGGAGUAUCAUGUGGAUUCUACUGGAUUGAGUACGGAUAGCUUGUACGAUGCGGGGUACCAUGGUGCGGUUGCUCUAGGAGACGGCGUGUGUGGGAUGGCGGCGGUGAGGCUAGGUUGCAACGACAUGAUUUUUUGGUUCCGAUCACACGCUGCAUCGGAAAUUAGGUGGGGCGGGGCGAAGCAUGAGGCGGGUGAGAAAGAUGAUGGAAGGAGAAUGCAUCCUAGGUCAUCUUUCAAGGCUUUUCUUGAAGUGGUUAAGACAAGGAGUUUGCCUUGGAAGGACUUUGAAAUGGAUGCUAUUCAUUCUUUGCAGCUUAUACUAAGAAACACUUACAAAGAUAAAGAGAUUAAUAAGAGUUCAAUACAAUCAACACUUAGUGACCUCAAAAUUGAUGGGAGGCAAGAAAUUGAAUCAGUGACAUGUGAGAUGGUGAGGUUGAUUGAAACGGCUAGUGUUCCAAUUUUGGCUGUUGAUGUGGAUGGGCUCGUUAAUGGGUGGAACUCAAAAAUUGCUGAAUUGACUGGAAUUUGUGUUGACAAGGCUAUUGGCAAGCAUUUGUUGACAUUGGUGGAAGAUUCUUCAUUAGAAACUGUGAAGAAGAUGUUGUUCUUGGCCUUGCAAGGCCAAGAGGAGAAAGACGUCCAAUUUGAGAUAAAAACACAAGGCUCACACAUGGAAUCAAGCUCAAUCAGCCUAAUAGUAAAUGCAUGUGCAAGCAAGGACUUGUGUGAGAACGUAGUGGGAGUGUGCUUCGUAGCACAAGACAUCACCCAUGAAAAGAAAGUGAUGGACAAGUUCACAAAAUUACAAGGCGAUUACAAAGCCAUAGUACAAAACCCCAACCCACUAAUCCCUCCAAUAUUUGGGGUAGACGAAUUCGGUUGGUGCACAGAGUGGAACUUAGCAAUGGCAAAUCUAAGUGGAUGGUCAAGAGAAGAAGUGCUGAACAAGAUGCUUUUGGGGGAAGUGUUUGGGUCAUGCUGCCAUGUAAAGAACCAAGAAGCCUUUGUGAAUCUUGGGAUUGUUUUGAACAAUGCCAUGAGUGGCCAAGAUUCUGAUAAGAUAUCAUUUGGGUUCUUUGGUAGAAGUGGGAUGUUUGUGGAAUGCCUUCUUUGUGUGAAUAAGAUAAUGGAUAGAGAUGGGGAAGUGAUUGGGGUUUUUUGCUUCUUGCAGCUUGCUAGCCAAGAGCUGCAACAAGCUUUGAAUGUUCAAAAGUUGUGUGAGAGAACGGCUUUGAAAAGGUUGAAGGCUUUGGGAUAUAUUAAGAGGCAGAUCCAAAAUCCUCUUUGUGGGAUUGUUUUUUCGAGUAAAAUGUUGGAGACAUCUCAGUUGGGUGAUGAACAGAACCAGCUUUUGCUUAAUAGUGGCGAUUGUCAAAGGCAGAUCUUCAAGGUUCUUCAUGAUUCGGAUGAUCUUGAUAAGAUUAUUGAAGGCUUCAUUGAUUUAGAAAUGGUUGAGUUCUCAUUACAUGAAGCAUUAGUGGUAUCAAUUAGUCAAGUAAUGAUGAAGAGCCAAGGAAAAGGUAUCCAAAUAGUAAACGAGGUAGCAGAAGAGAUCAUGUCCGAGACCUUAUAUGGAGACAGUUUGAGACUUCAACAAGUAAUGGCUGAUUUCUUGUUGAUAUCAAUAAAUUACACACCAACAGGAAGCAGCAUUAUGGUUUCAACAAAUUUGACAAAGGAUGAAUCAGGGAAGUCAGUGAAUCUUGUGCAUGUGGAGUUCAGGAUAACAUAUGUCGGUGGAGGCAUGCCAGAAUCGUUGUUGAAUGAGAUGUUUGGGAAUGAUGAGGAGGCGUCUGAAGAAGGUUUUAGCCUUCUCGUGAGUAGAAAGUUGGUGAAGUUGAUGAAUGGAGAGGUGAGAUAUGUGAGGGAAGCAGCCAAUUCAACCUUCAUCAUAACUCUUCAGCUUGCUGCAGCUCAUAAAUAG